Molecule: messenger RNA, 2213 nt
Organism: Suillus subaureus
Lineage: Eukaryota; Fungi; Basidiomycota; Agaricomycetes; Boletales; Suillaceae
Exons: 10
Coding region: 196-1800 (534 amino acids)
Biological process (GO): regulation of DNA-templated transcription
Cellular component (GO): nucleus
Molecular function (GO): RNA binding; transcription coregulator activity
Source: RefSeq, a predicted model, not a curated record
CCAACAUCCUCAGGGAGCAGUGAGGGACUCUCCUUGCCGUCGUGCGAGUUCCCUGCCACUCGGUCAUUAUUUGAGCAAUUCAGAAAUACACGAUCGCGCGUCUUGCUCCUCCAGAAAGAUCGUCGCUGGCCAUUGCCAUCAUUUGUGUCGUUCUUCACAGAGGGACGAGAUCGACGUGCUUUUGUCAGACCGCCCAUGUCCAUGUGGGUCGCGAACGAGUGCAUUGAGCCAAACGACGUUUGGGUGAUAUUUCAGUCACACGAGGAUGCUUGCACAGCGCUUUCUCUCUCUCACCCCUCCAUCACCAUCACCCCUGCUCUUCAGAGCGAUUUGGAGCCUUUUGAUAGAUUGCGCAGAGUCGAUUCAUUGCUCAAGAAUUCUUCUGCGAUUUCAUAUCCUGCUGGUCUCCGCAUGUCCCUCUCAACACCUGACCUUCAUAAAUGCGUACCAUUUGGGACGUCCGCAUUCGCGCAGACUAUCGGGUCACCAAAUGAUGACUUUGUCAUCUCCACCAACCCGCCCAAUCCGCGAACAACAUUCAGGCUGGGUGAUUGGAUAUGCAAUUCCCCCAACUGCGCAGCGCACAACUUUGGGCGUAAUUUAGCUUGCAGAGGUUGUGGAUGUCCACGUUCUGAGAAUCCCCCCUCAACGAUGCAGCGACAAGGGUCUUGUGGGCCACCCGUAUCGCGUCUUCCAGUAUCACCCCGCUUCGUCAAUUCAUCCGGACACACGCCCAUGCCCCAAAGCAGUCUUUCUCCAUCAGCUACCUCUCCUCUUUACUCCAGCGCCGGUCAUAACAUGCGUCAUGCACCCCCGCCUAUCCAGCCGAGCAUGAUGGGUGCAAAACCUCCCUCGCCUGCCCACCCUCUCCUCACUCCAUCUGGUCGUUCUUUUGCGGUCGGAGGCAAGGUACAAAACGUCUCUUCGGACCCGUUGUCGCCGUGCGUCAUGUAUUGGCCGGAUAACGAAUCAUUCCCAGAACAAGGCCAGAUUCGACCAAGCAGCUUGAUGGUUGUUCCACCCCCGAUCUUGAACACUGGUAACCGUGGGCCUAUCGAACAUCAGCCUGGUGAUUGGAUUUGUCAAAAGUGCAAUUAUCUGAAUUGGAGACGCCGCAAAGUUUGCCAGACUUGUUUUCCUUAUGCUGAAGGAAACGGCGAUUCCAUCUCCGCUGCUGUGCAAGCGGAGCGCAUCAACUUACUCACAUCGCUCCUUGCGCAGAACCAGCUUCCGCUUGCGAGUGGUCCCCCAUCCCUUCCAUCUCAAGCCCCCCGGUCUCAUUCCAUGACACCCCCGCAGCGCCGCCGCAUGUUCAUGGACAACGUUCCUCAGAAUCAGGUACCAUACCGAUCCCGCUCGCAUUCUAAUUUCGAUGUGGGUACGCAAUACUCAGACUCUCAAUUCAUCUAUGAGACGUCUGCUCCCCGUCGUACCUCCCCGUCUUCGUUCCCAAGUCUUGGUGAUCACGAGGACUAUCUUCCCUCCAAUAUCCCUGCUCCUUUACUUCCGUCUUUCUUGCAGGAUAUCGUGCAAUCCCCCACUCUGUCUCCGAGUUCUACCUCAUCCACCGACCUCUCCCCAGAGGAUUAUGAUGAUAGUUUCUCCUCGGAACGCUCAUCAUUUGGGAAGGAUCGCAUUAUCACGAACGACUCUUCUUCGAACCUGCCUGUUAGCAACAUCUGGAAGCUAAACGACGAGGAAACGAAGGGUAUCGCGGGCGUUGCGUUGCCCAACAUUGGCUUGAUAGGGAGUAGGAAAAGCAGCCACGAGGCAUUGCGUCGCCGACCUAAUUCGCCUUGAUUUCACCACGUAUAUACAUUAAGCAUAGGGAAGGAUACCGACAAGCAAGGUCAAGUGCGGACACCACAGGUCUCCACGGAUGGACAUGCGGACAGCGUCCUGGGUAUUGUACGGAGAAUACGGUUAGAGUGAUUUUUCUGGUAUUUUUAUUUGUUCUUCCCCUAGUGCUGGCUCAUAUGACGGACUGCUUGCUUUGACGCAAGGCGUCCUUGCGCAUUUUUCUGCUUCAUCUUCGCACUUUCAAGUUGGAUCUCGCAAUCGCACCAGCAUAUUCUGCAUAUUGUUUAUCUUGGUCAUUUAUUUUAUCUUGGAGUUCUUACGCCUCCUUUAUGUACUCCUGCAUAGUCUAAUUGUGUUCGUAAAAGUUUGCAAUAGUAUCGACGUGUUCACCAGUUAUAGGAGUUGACUUGACA